Messenger RNA from Patella vulgata (common limpet), 7613 nucleotides. Its product is annotated as TPR repeat-containing protein DDB_G0287407. The transcript has 25 exons. Bases 29 to 3382 code for a protein of 1117 amino acids. The record is from RefSeq and is a predicted model, not a curated record. Gene Ontology annotation, cellular component: Cul4-RING E3 ubiquitin ligase complex. Gene Ontology annotation, molecular function: protein binding. Lineage: Eukaryota; Metazoa; Mollusca; Gastropoda; Patellidae.
UCAUGGUGUACAAUUUGUAGCAGUUGAUAUGAGAUGGGGUAUAACCAAAGAAGCCGGUGAAAAUGCUCAAGUUAUAAAUAUCUGUUUACGUGAACUGGACAGAUCAGAUGUGUUUGUUGGUUUCCUUGGUAAGAGAUAUGGAUGGCAUGGUAAAGAUGAUAAAUUAUUGCAACAGAAUUUUGAUAAUGCUAUUGGUCGACAUCUAUGGGUUGACAAUGUCCGCCAUCAUAGUGUUACAGCUGUGGAAUUUAUGCAUGGUCAUCUAAAUAACCCUGGUGAUAUUCCAUCUUGUUUUGCAUUUCGGAGCAAGGAGUAUGAUGAAAAAUUACACAAAGAAGCAAAAAGAGAAAAGGAUACGAAGAAAGCUGCUAAAUAUACAAGUGAGAGUGAUUAUGCAGCGAAAAUGUUGGAUGAACUUAGACUUGACAUCGUCAACACUAAAGAUAAAUUAUUAGAUGUCCAUGUUGAUUAUAAAGAUCCUGAAGAGGGCGCAAAACUUUUGUUUAAUACCAUCUGGAAGUAUUUAACCAAUGAUUUAUUAAUAACGGAGAACGAUGUAACAGAGAGUAUGAGACAGUUAGCUGAACAUGAUGCUUAUUUAGCUGCUAGAGUUAGUAUAUAUUUACCACAAGAUGAUCAUAUCAAUAAACUUGAUGCUGCUCUAUAUUCAGGUGAUCCACGGCCAUACAUUGUAAUGGGAGAUGUAGGAAGUGGAAAAUCAGCGUUACUUAGUAACUGGAUACAUCAACAUCGUCAUGACAACAAUAAUGAUACUAUUUGGAUCUACCAUUUUGUUGGUGCUGCUUCUGGAAGUACUUUACCAAAACAAAUUCUCAACAGAAUUAUAAAUGAUUUGACGUCUGCCUUAAAAGAGGAGGAAGAUAAAAAUGACAAAUCGAAAGAAAAGGGUGACGGUGAAGAGGAAAUGGCCGUUUGGAAAUUACUAGAAAACCUUAAUCUUAUAUUAAGAAAAGCUCGACACCAGGAAAAGAAAGUGGUGAUUGUCAUAGACGGUCUUAAUAAAAUACAACAACCAAAGAAAAUAGCAACGGCAUAUUAUUGGGUACCUAAAGAUUUACCGCUUGGUGUAUUUAUGGUUUUAUCAACAUCGUCUGGUGAUGAGGCAGCUCAUGAAGUUUUUAUUUUAGAACAGAAAUAUCAAGUUAUUAAAAUAAAACAUUUAGAUAACGAAGCCAAACAAGAAUUGUGUGUGAGAGCACUCAAAGAAAGUGGAAAAGAAUUAUCACCAUAUCAAUUAAAGAAAGUAUUAAAUGCAAAAUUAACGAAUAAUCCACUUUAUUUGAUGAUUAUAUUGUGGGAAUUAUCUGUGUUUGGUUCUUUUCGAUUAUUAGAUGGUAAAAUAGAUUCACUACUUGAAGCAGACAGUGUUGCUGCUUUAUUUGUAAAAUAUUUAGAAAGAUUAGAAGAAGAUUAUAAUACAGAUGAAACUGAUGCUGAUUUGGUUCAACAGAUAAUGACAGCAUUAGUUUUAUCUAAUAAAGGUUUAGCUGAAAAUGAAAUUCAGUCUAUUUUUGGUAUAACAUCACAUGCCUGGUCUCCACUGUAUUUCGCCUUAGAAAAAUUCACCAUCAGUCACUUUGGGUUGAUCAACUUGGGUUUUAAAGAAUUAGUGCAAGCUGUAAAAGAAAGAUAUCUACACAAUAAUAAAAGUUUUAGAGAAAAGAUAAUUCAUAAGAUGAUCGAACAUUUUGAAGAAAAACGAAAGGACAUAUCAAGCCAAGGUUUAUCUAGUUUACCUGUAAGUAAUACAGCCAUGACACGUAUAGCAAGUGAAUUACCAAACUUCCAGAAACUCAUCAAUGAUAAAGAAGGUUUAACACAAACUUUGAUGGAUCAACAUGUCUUUCGUAAUUUAAUUGUAGCGGAGAGAUAUGAACUUCUGGACCUGAUAAAAGAAACUGGUUUAAAGAUGGAAAAAAUAGCUGAUUUGUUUCUGGAAUCUUUUGAUCGUACAAUAACUAACAUAUAUCUUAGAAGAUUGGAAAAUGGGAUAGAAAAUGGAAAAACACCUGGGGAAUCUCUGAUGCACAAUCUACGAAAUAUGGGAAUUAUUCUGGAGUUAGCUUGUGAUUUUAUUGGAUAUGAGAAAGUAAUGUUGAGAUAUAUGAAGCUGUUGGAAAAUGUCAAAGGUAAAAUGGAUGAAAAAAAAAGAAUAACUGAAUUAAUGGAGAAUAAAUAUUACAUGGCUUGUUUAUAUGCUGAUAGAGAAAGAUAUGAAGAGUGUCUAGAACUACAUACUCUGGUUAUUGACACUGUUACAAAAAUGGCUGAAGAAGGUGAAGUAGAUACAACUCAGAAACAGUUAAAGGCCUUUGCCACUCAUGGUAUUGGUGUUAUGUACUUAAAGAGGAAGGAAACUGAACCAGCCAAAAAGUACUUAACCGAAUCAAUUGCUCUUCACAAUGAAAACAAAUCUUCUGAAACUUUAAAACAUGUUACUGAAGCAACAGUUAAUUUGGGUCUGGUUGAACUGUAUGAUGGAAAUUAUGACAAGUCGAUAGAAAACUUCGAUAUAGUUUUAAAGGGAUAUGAAGAAAUAUAUUUUGGUCAACAGCCUCAUGAACUAGGAAACUUGUACACAAAUAUUGGUUUAGCUUACAGACGUAAAAAAGAUUAUGAUAUGGCAGAGAAGAUGUACAGAAAAUCCCUGGUGAUCAAGGCUAAUGCUUUAGGUUGGGAUAAUCCAGUAAUAUCAGUUACAUACAUGAAUUUAGGAACGUUGGAGAUGUUCAGGAAGAAUUAUCUGAAAUCACUGGAAUAUAAUGAGAAAUGUAUUGAAGUAUUAGUGAAAAAUGACAGAACUGAUGAAGAUAUGUAUUAUAGAAUGGCCUUAGAAAACGUGGUUCAGUCAUAUUGUGAGCAAGGAAAAUAUGCAGAAGCCUUACCUACUUACAGACGCAUUUUCAAUAUUUUAGUGAAAUUAAAUCAGAUGAACAACUGUUUACCUGGAGCUCAUAGAAAGAUGAUUAAUCAUCUGAUAGAUAUUGGUGAAAAAGAAGAAGCAGCAGAGAAGUUAAUACCAUUAAUACGAUGUAGUAAAUCUAAAGCAUCAGAAUAUAUCACAUUUCAUAAAUUAUAUAAUGAUAAACCUGCUGAUAAACGACAACAACUACCUGACGGUCUGUCUCUUAAUGCUGCUAUUAAAAGAUUUCCAAAUGAUAUCUCUUUAUAUAAGCUUGCAAUAGAACAUGAUUAUAUCCAGACUAAACAGCAUGAAAAACUUGUUCAAUUUUUAAAAGAUUCCUCCCAACAACUUUGGUGGAAUGCAGCCAUUGCUGUAUGUAAGAAAGAGGGUUUGAAUGAAUUAAGAGAUGAAAUAGAACAAUUAGAAGGUGAACUGAUCAAUGACAGAUUAACGUAAUAUUGGUUUAAUUGUAUCUUAACCCCAUAGCACUUGAUACAUGUAAAUAUUGACUACACCAGUUCCUUGAAAAAAAAUUAGAGAAAAAUGAUAUAUUUAUACCGGUACAGACUGAAGCUGCUGUUCGUUAGAUUACUUCAAACCGCACAAGAUAUGUGACUAGCUCUCCGCAUUAUAGGACCAUUUACUAGUUAGGACGGGCGCCACUGGUUUGGGAACGGUCUAAGGAACCCUAGUUACGCUGGUUUGGGGUGGUGUAAGGAACCCUAGUUACGUGGUUUGGGGUGGUAUAAGGAAACCUUGUUAGGCUGGUUUGGGGUGGUCUAAGGUACACUUAGUCUAGUUAGACUGGUUUGGGGUGAUCUAAGGAACACUAGUUAGGCUGGUUUGGGGUGGUCUAAGGAACACUGGUUAGGCUGGUUUGGGGUGGUCUUAGUGCUAGAAGGUUAAAGAUGCUACGCACGUUUGAAUUUGUGUUAUAAAAUGCAACAAGACGUUUAAAAAAACAAAGAUUUAUUGCCUUCUAUUCGAAAAAAUACAGUAAAAGGGAUCCAGAUAAUAUGUGAACAGACUUUUAACUCCCAGUAAACACCUAUGAUAGAAGUUUCCUUUUAACUUGUGGGUCUUAACUGGAAUAACAUGUGAUCUUAUGUGUGAUUCUCUUGCACUCACUAUGCUAUUUUGAUAUUCUGAAUGAGAAUUUAGAACAGGAUAUUCUUACACAGGUUAUUUUAAAACGUUUUAAUACACGGUUAGGGUAAUAGUGUGAACUUUAUUAUUUAUACUGUUCAAAGCUUAUAUAUCUGUAAACUGUCUCAUCCUCAAUUAUGUUUGGAAAAGAAAGCCCUCAGUCUAAACUUUUUUAAUACAUGGUUAGGAGAACAAAUAUAUUUAUGUAAACUACCUCAUCCUCAGUCAUGUUAGAAAAAGAAUGCCCUCAGUGUAAUGGCUUGUGAAUUAAUUUUAGUCAUGAUUCUCCAGUAUUUUCUUACACAUAUUAGAUCAUAUAUAAAAUCUUGUUCUUUUCUUAUUCUGACAUCUUUUAAUAUAUUUUUCAUCUAUUUUUUAUGUAUUUUUCCUUAUAUAAUGUAUGAUUUACAUGCUGCCCAAAAAGGGUGUUGUUUGUAAUAAAAUCUAUCUAUCUAUUAUCUAUCUAUCUAUCUAUCUAUCAAAUAUAUCAAAAGUGACAGGUCUGGCAUUGUCUGUUUUAUUUAAAAUAGAAGCAUAGAAUGAUACUCAUUUUAUAACAUAUACAUUUAUUUGAAUGUUACAGUUUUAACUUGUGAUAUUGUGUAGAUACAUAUGUAAUGCAAUAAUUAAGAUGAUUUUAAAGGUGCAGUCCCAGAUUUCACAGGGUAACCAUUGAAUCAAAUGGGUUAAAGUAUGCUAAUCAAACACCAAAAGGUAAUAAAAAAACUUGUUUGUGUUUACGGCAUUUGAAAGUUUCAGCUUACAAAAAUGUUAUUUGUUCCUUUAUUAUGUGACCUGAUAAAUAUGAUUAUUCAGUGCCUUUCUAAAAGUGUGUCCUGAGGAAUAGUGAGUCAUUCGGAAGUGAACUGUAGAUUUUCUUAACGAGGUUACAGAUUUCAUUUAAGGUAUUCCACUGUUCAGUCAUAUGAAUGACUAGGAAAUUGUGAUAAUGGCUGUGGAGAACAUGGAAUUUGGGGACUUAUUACAUCUUUAUGGCAAUACUAUAUACAGGAGACACCGGAAAACUACCGGAAAACACCAAGUUAUACAGAAUACUGGAAAACACCUGAAAAACACUAAAUACCGGAAAACACCCUAAAUAGGUAACCCCGGCGCCUGGUCCUCUGUGUGCGGGGUGGGGGGGUAGGUUUUCCCGGUGUUUUCCAGAUAACCAGGCUCGGGUUACCUAUUUAGGGUGUUUUCCAGUAUUUAGUGUUUUUCCGGUGCUUUCUGGUAUUCAGUAUAACAUGGUGUUUUCCGGUAGUUUUCCGGUAGUUUUCUGGUGUUUUUCGGUGUUUUCCGGUAUAUAGUAUAGCCCCAUCUUUAAAGAAGAAUUUCACUACCAGUGCUGAAUUGCCUUAAAGAGUCAUUAUUCAAGAGCUAAAUCUGCCUAUUGCAGGUCUUUCUUUAAGCCUUAAAUGUUGUCUAAAUUAUUAAUUGAUGAACUCUUUAAAUUAACUCUUUUAACAAAAAAAAACCAUCUGUUUUGUAUGACAAUUUAGCAAAUUUUAAAUUAAACAUACAUUAUGCAAGAGCUAAAUCUGCCAAUUGCAGGUCUUUCUUUAGGCCUUAAAUGUUAUAUAAAUUAUUAAUUAGACAUUUAUUAACAUGACAAAACCAUAAUUAACUCUUGAUGCCGUCGGAUGGCUACGAUUUUAUGUAGAUUAUAACGGUUCAGCCAUUUAAUAAUUUAAUUUAAAAAUGGAGAAGCGAGGCUAAGACUCGAAUAACCAGCACCGUGGUUACAAUAAUAAACAAUCAAUGCACACAUCUUGUCAAAACUACAAACCUGUUUGAUUCAUUAAAAUAUAUCUGGGAUGGCUCUCUAAAGAAUCUUAACAAAGAAUUAAUUAGAUUUAUUAACUCCUUUGAAUCCUGUUUUGGAUUCAUAAAAUGAAAAAUUGUGAGAAAUUUGGACAUGGCAGCUAAAGUGCCUUAACUGUUAUUGUCAUUAGAUCCGGUACAUAUCAUAUAUAUAUAUUGGCAGUUUUGUGUCAUAUGCCAUUCUAGCUGCACCCCCCCCCCUCUAUUUGGGUCUGCUGGUAAUAAGUGUGAGAUCUCGUGCAGGUUCACAGGUAAUUUUACCUAUGACACAUUUUUAGUUUUUUAUUGUUUUUUUUUAUACAAUUGGUACUUGUAAAUAUAUGAUGUUGCCUUUAGUCAAUCUAAAUUACGAACAAAUUUAUUGUAUUAAUUGGUCCGUCCUAAAUAAACUCUUUUCAUGACACUUUUCACCCAAAUUGUUGAAAGCUAAAAGCAGGAGAGUAACAAAAUAACAAGAGUAGUAAUGUCUAAAGGCAGGAGAAAAUUAUAAAAUUUCGGAAUACUGUUAUUCCAUCACUGAGACUUCAAUAUAUGUUGUUAUUAUAGUGAUCUACAGUUAUUUCUAACUUGAUAUUAUAUACAAUUAAUAACAUCUAUUUUAUUCUUGAAGUAUUGAUAUAUAUUUGUGAUAUGUUGUAGAUUUGUGUUUUUAGUCAGACUUCCAUUUAUAUUUAUUCUGCAAAUUUCUGAAACAUUCUGUUAGAGUAUCUGAUAAACUAGACAUUAAUUUAAUAUGGAUUUUGUUUUAAAAAAAUUGUUGUAUAAUUCCAUCCAUAUCAAGCCAUUGACCAUAUCAUGUUUAGUUAUUAAAGAAUUAUAUUUUAUGUAUUUUUAUAAUUUAACUAUUUAAUUCUUAUAGAUUUAUUAUUUAUCUAUGUAAACCUAUUUUCCCUACCUCUAUGUUGUGAAGGGCAAUUAGAUAAUGCUAUCCGAAAAUUGUAUAUCAGAUUUGGAACUGAUCUGUUAUUCCAUCGCUUAGACAUAUAAUUAGUAGGGUUAGUUUUAACUCUAUAUUACAUAAAUUUAAUUUUUUAUAUUUUAAAUAUUUAAUUGUUAUAGAUCUUUAUAUUUAUAUAUAUCAACCCAUAUUACCUCUACCUCUAUGUUAAAACAUGUACUAUGCCUUGAGUUAUGUUAUUUAGGAAACAAAAUUAUAUCCAAAAUUUGAAACAGAUGUUAUUCCUUCGCUGAGACAAUAUAGACUUCAUUAAGUAUUGUUUAAUGGUCGAGAGCGAGACAUUAAGUAAUAUAUUGUAACAACAAGAGGGCCAUAGGCCCGAGUGUUUUUACAAUAUAUUACGCACAGUCUUAUGCUCAAGAAACGACUUAAAAUACACACUCCGCACAUGCUUUUACAGUGAAAUACGUCACACGAGUCCAAUAUUUCACUAGUAUAAAUAAUGUACGAUUGGCAAUAAUGGUACUCCAACAUCAAAGGGUGAUGUCACAUCUGUAUUUUAAAUUAGGUUGUUAUUAUAACCUAUGGUGAUCUACUUAAUAUUAUAUGAAAUUAAUAAUAUUUAUUUUCUUGCUGAAAUUAUUAAUACCUGUUUAGACUCAGUUUUCAAUAAAAUAUCUGUAGAUUCUCACAAAUAAAUAGAUUGCUACCAAAUGCAACAAUUAGUACUGCCUUAUGCACUUACACUUUUCUUUACUUGUGAUAUUGUAUUGUUUUUAUAUUGGCAUGUUAUUAUAGAUCAAUAAAUUAUUAUGUAUA